CCUGACGCCCGCCGUCGCGACGCAUCAUCGUUACGGACGACGUCGAAGCUCUAGUCGGUCGCAGGAGACGAAAGUUUUGGUGCGUGUGGAUUUUUGGAGGAUUGUUUCGCGCUGAUAGAACAUUUUUUGGUGGCCGGUUUUUCGGUAUUCUUGCUGUUUGAGACAUGGUUUAUUUUUUGAAAGUGGUGUUGAUUUCGGUUUUUAUAUGGUGCUGCUGUCAUUGUCAGACGCUGAUUAGCGAGGAUGAAGAUCCUGAUGAGACAGUUGCCAUGACGUCAGUUGACGCGGUCCUUUCUAGGAGCGCCACUUUGCCCUGUGACAUCAACACGGACGUCAAGGAUGACCGGGUCUACAUGGUUCUCUGGUUCAGGGAUGGAUACAGUAAGCCGAUUUACAGUUACGAUGUAAGAGGUAGAUCGUUCAGCAAGGCAAGGCAGUGGUCAGACACAGAUGUUUUUGGACCGCGGGCCUACUUUGUCACAGUCUCGAAUUCAGCAGCCCUAACACUGGACGGUGUCCAGUUAGAAGACGAAGGAAUCUACAGAUGCAGGGUGGACUUCAAGACAUCUCCUACAAGGAACUUUGCUAUAAACUUAACUGUUAUAGUUCCCCCUCAUCAAUUAAUUUUAUAUGACGGUUCUGGAAGAGAUGUAUCGGACAUAGUAGGACCUCUGGAAGAAGGAUCCAGUCUUACCCUAACCUGUGAAGCUAGAGGAGGUAAGCCAAGUCCAACCGUAACAUGGUUUGUAAACGACCGUAUGGUAGAAGGUCGUGUGGAAGCCAUUGACGGUCACGUGAUGGUCAACAAAUUGGAAAUCAAAGAAGUGACCAGGGACAAGUUAAACUCGACGUUCAAGUGUCAGGCCAGCAACACCAAGCUAAUGAUGCCUUUUGAGAAGAUGGUUCGCUUGGAAUUACUGCUUCGCCCAUUAAGUGCAGUCAUACCAAUGAAACCAAGACAGCUAAUAGCAAACGAAGAAAUCACUAUUCAUUGUGAAGUCUCUGGAUCUAGACCAAAAGCCAUCAUUCACUGGACUAGGGAAAAUAGACCAUUCAGGAGAGGCAAGUUUCAUGAGGAGAAUUCAAACGACACUCUAGUGAGUUCGGUGUCCUUUUCUCCAGUCCCUGAGGAUGAUGGAACUAUUCUUAAAUGCAUAGGCGAAAAUCCCAAGCUGUCUGACGGAGGACAAGAAGAUUCCUUCAAGCUUAACGUUGUCUAUCCUCCUCAAGUUGUUCUCCAUUUAGGCAGUACCCUCAAUCCUGGUGAUAUUAAAGAAGGCGAUGACGUAUAUUUCGAAUGUAACAUCAAGGCCAAUCCCAAACAAUACAAGAUUACAUGGUACCACGAUGGUGUGCUGGUUAGUCAGAACGUAUCAUCGGGGAUAAUAAUCAGCACGAAUAGUUUGGUUCUACAAAGCGUUACUAGGUGGCACAGUGGGGCAUAUACGUGUCUUGCUGUGAAUCCUCGAGGAGAGACGCUGAGUGACCCUGUCAAUCUGAAAGUCCGAUUCGCACCUGUAUGUAAUAAAGAAACCGAAGUGACAAUAAUAGGAGCAUCCUUAGACGAAAUACUUAAAGUUCGAUGUCAAGUAGCUGCAGAUCCAACAGACGUGACAUUUCUUUGGCAGUUCAACAACAGCGGUGAGAGUUUUGACGUCCAUCCGCCACGGUUUGCGACGUCUAGCGGGAACAUCAGUGAACUGACUUACACAGCCAAAUCACAGAGAGACUAUGGUACACUUACUUGUUGGGGUUCCAAUUCCAUAGGGAAGCAAGUGGAACCUUGCAUAUUCCAGAUUGUUCCGGCCUCAAAACCCUCACCAUUAUCCAAUUGUACAUUGAAAAGUGUUAACAAUCUCACCAUAGAAAUUGUUGAAGUCGAAUGCAAAUCAGGCUAUGAUGGAGGACUGCCUCAAAAAUUUGUUCUAGAAGCAUUCGAUGCUCACACCAUGAGGCUGAGGAUAAACCAAACUGUUGGUGAUUCAGAAAACCCUUUAUUUCGCUUGGAUCUUGGGGAGUUAUUGCCAUCACCACCAUCGCUCAGAAUAGUUGUUUAUGCUGUGAAUGCUAAAGGAAAGAGUGAGAAAUUAGUUCUGGACGAUAUCAUGUUAAAUGAUGCAGAAAAACGAACAGAUGGAAAUAGCAACAUGAGUUUGGUGCCAUUAGCUGGUUUACUAACGGGUUCAUUGCUCACCCUGGGUAUAGCAGUACUGGUUAUAGUAGUGAUAGCUGUGAGGAGAAAACGACACUGCAAUGGAGCCAAUCACUGUCCCCAUCACAUCACGCUGGACGUGUCGAAAACCAACACUAAAUCUAGGCAGGGCUCUAUGCUCGAAAUUAAUACAGGUGACAAUCGGUAUGUUGUGGCAUACACUCUGAAGCCUGCAGCAGACUGUUCCCCAUCUUACCAGUCGCAGGACAACAUUACCGGUUCAUCCGAUUCAAAAAGACAACCGGACAUCCUGAACACACCCAGAGUAACAAAACUUGAAAUAGGUGAGGAUCGGCAGAAUUCCACCACGCCUCCAGAAUUACCCAGACCCAACGAUCUGUUCACUCAGUCGCCCAAUCAAAUUAGCAUAGCUUCACCAACGGCGUUUCCAGACCUACAAUCCACCUCAAACUACGAUAUAAACAGCACGCUAGGAAGAACCAGGACAAGACCUAGAGACAUGUCAUACGGUUCCUUCGCCACCAUGAGGAGAGAACAGCACAUCAUAACCGACACUAUACCGGGUCCUGAGAGUUGUGUCUAA
Messenger RNA from Sitophilus oryzae (rice weevil), 2756 nucleotides. Its product is annotated as hemicentin-1-like. Bases 165 to 2756 code for a protein of 863 amino acids. The record is from RefSeq and is a predicted model, not a curated record. The transcript is spliced from 16 exons. Lineage: Eukaryota; Metazoa; Arthropoda; Insecta; Coleoptera; Curculionidae.